This is a messenger RNA of Xiphophorus couchianus (Monterrey platyfish), 1525 nucleotides long. RefSeq names its product heat shock 70 kDa protein 12A-like. Gene Ontology annotation, molecular function: ATP-dependent protein folding chaperone; ATP binding. The record is from RefSeq and is a predicted model, not a curated record. The transcript has 3 exons. The coding region runs from base 16 to 1380 and encodes 454 amino acids. Lineage: Eukaryota; Metazoa; Chordata; Actinopteri; Cyprinodontiformes; Poeciliidae.
UCCAAGGCAGCAGGUAUGGUACUCUUGGCUUCUGAUUUCACCUGGGUCCUGACUGUUCCUGCCAUCUGGGAUCUUUCAGCUAAACAGUUCAUGAGAGAAGCUGCAAUGGAGGCAGGUAUUGUGGAAGAGGAAUCUGAGGAAAAACUGGUGAUUGCACUGGAACCAGAAGCUGCUUCAAUCUGGUGUAAGAAGCUUCCAUCAGAUGGAUUCAUCGCAGAAAAACACAAUGGUAUUCCUUUGGAUCAACGCCAAGGAUCUCAGUACAUUGUUGUUGACUGUGGAGGAGGAACCAUUGACAUCACUGUUCAUGAAGUCCUGGAAGGAGGAGCCUUAAAGGAGCUGCACAAAGCCUCUGGAAACGAUCUGGGAGGACAAACUGUAGACAGGAAGUUUAAAGAGUUCCUUAGAGAAAUAUUCACUGAUGGAGUCUGGGAUGAAUAUGAAGAAAAAUAUCCCAGUGAGGUUCAGAAGUUGAUGUAUGAUUUUACUGUUCUCAAACAGCCAGGUGAAGAUGUACAGUUCAUAUGUCCAUUUAAUCUGGGACAAGUAGCUCAGAAAAAGAAAAAGUUAGAGAAGUUCUUUGAGUCUGUGAAAGGUGCGUCCUGGAAUGAUGGAUCAAUAAAAAUUUCCAAAGAAAAAAUGAGAUAUUUCUUUGAGGAGAGUCUGCUGGGCAUCACCAGGAAUCUUAGGGAAAUCCUUGAUAAAAAUUACAGAAUUGAGUAUGUUUUGUUAGUUGGGGGUUUCGCGAAUAGCCAGAUUCUGCAUCAGUACAUUAUUGAUCAGUUUAGUGAUACCUGUAGGAUUCUGUGUCCUUUCAGAGCUCAGGAAGCAAUCAUGAAAGGAGCUGUUGAGUUUGGAAGAAAACCGUCCUGGGUUGCAUCUCGAAAAAGCCCCUACACAUACGGGGUGGCCCUCUGUGAGCCCUUUGAUGAGCUCAGACAUAAGCCAGAAAAGAAAUUCAUGAUUGGUGAGGAGAAAUGGUGCUGUGAUAGGUUCAUGACAUUGGUGCGUGUACGUGAAGAUGUCCAGUGGGAUGAGACUAGAGAACUCAUCCUUUGUCCGGUAGAGGAAGAUCAGACAUGCAUGAUGAUGAGAUUUUAUCGCACAGAAAGGAACUUUCCUAAGUAUGUUGAUGACUUGGGAGUUGAGGAAGUUGGUUCAUUUGAUGUUCCAAUGCCUAACAUUAGUGGAGGUAGAGAGCGCCAGGUGAAGUUAGAAAUCAGGUUCGGCUCCACAGAAAUAACAGCUACAGCCACAGACAUGACUUCUGGUUCAAAAGGGUUAAUCAAGUUUGACUUUGUUAGGACAGAUGAUCCAAGGUGUGUUGAGCCUUACGGUAUUUAUAUUACUCUCCAGACGGAAAAACACUACCAGAAUUAGAUUAAUGUAGAAGAAUCAGAGUCAGUUUUUUAAAAAACUGUGCUGCUGAACUUUUUUGUCAUUUUUUUAGUAUGAGACUUUGUUGUCAAUAUCAAAUGGUUAAAAUAUCAACUUUUGCUUAAAGACUUUUAAAGUACUUGAAUUU